Messenger RNA from Microdochium trichocladiopsis, 1278 nucleotides. RefSeq lists its product as uncharacterized. NCBI's taxonomy places the organism in Eukaryota, Fungi, Ascomycota, Sordariomycetes, Xylariales, Microdochiaceae. The transcript has 4 exons. The annotation marks the transcript as partial. The record is from RefSeq and is a predicted model, not a curated record.
AUGCCUGUAGUAAAGCGGCCAAGACGCUUUGCUUCAGAGACACAUUACGAACAGCUAGCUAUCCAGAUGUGGGCCAAUGAUUGGCAUAGCUACUCAUAUCCAGUAGUCAGAAUCAUGGACUGGGCAGCUAUGUACGCCGCGAUCUGCUCCGGCUCUAGAAUCGGGGAAUACUUCGAGUCUACCUGCCGCUCGGGCUCAGGGCGAGGACUACGGUUCAGGGAUGUCAAAUUGGUGGUCUUUUACAACGAAGAGGAGAGGCCGGAGCUUGGUCUCCUGCUUGUUCGUGAUGCGAAGGGGAUGACGUAUAUCCCUCACCAAAGACCUAAGCACGUCAUAUACGAAGGAAUAGAUUCUGGUCCCCUCUUCCGGAAUGGGAUGCUUUUCCACAUUGCCUUCCUUCUAGCGAAGCAGGCGAUUGCAGGGUGCGAGACGAUUGACACGCUCUUCGCAAGGAAACCUAAUCCAGGGGAUAACAUCUCAAUUAUUCCGUGGGUGAAGGGUAUAGAGGACGAUCCUUUCUACCCAAACAUCCACAGCAACGACGUCGAACGAGCAGGUUCGAUUGCUUCUCGCAUCAGGGCGCUGGGGUUUCGAGCCGGCUUCGCCAAUCCCCCACGAGCGCAUGAUUUCAGAGCGUCCACUUUGUACCGUGUUGGCAAAUUACACUCGGAGGCAGACCGCCGGAUAUUCGCCGGCCAAAGUGACAACCGUACCUGGGAUACAUACUACGCACCCAGAAUUGCUGCAGAUGGACAAGGUUCAGUCUUCCGCAGCAAGCGUGGGCCUCGUACAAAUAUUAUAGAACAUUUCCUCGAUCUCACAAUUCUCCGAAACCCUGCCUUGUUGCAGGCGCUUCCUGCAGAGAGCCGUGCUAAGUUCGAAGAGUCACAGGCGAUUCAAGAACUUCGAGCUGAGAUGGAAAAGCUGCAGCAUGGAGAUGCUAGCGAUCCUAAAAGGGCAAAGAAAAUCCAAGAGUUAUAUCAGCAACGGCGCAGACUCGAGCGGGAAGCAGUUAGGGAGUUGCAGGCAGAGCAUUCAGCGUCAACCGCAGAGGCGACAUCCCAGCUCUGCUACCAUCGGAGUUAUUUUGACCGGGUCCGCUAUCUUAUGCCUGAAAGAGAUCGGCUCGCCACGGAUCUGUUCCAGUCUACUGGACUACGCGGUGAACUCGGUCAUCGCGUCCUCAGGGAUUUAAUUGCUAUUUGUACGCAGACGACAGAGGUCCAGUUUCGGCGAGGGCUUGAACCAGACAAGUGCAACUGCAACCAAAGCGAAAAA